AUGCAUCCUUUCGUUGAAAUCAUCGUGGAAUUCAUCUCACAUUUUAUCUAUAAGGCAACUGUUUCGUUCCUUCAGCCCACUAAUGACAUUACUAUUGAUAGGUUUAUGCAGUUCAUUACAUUACUCAUGACUGAUCCAGACCUUCAAGCAAUUGAUGACUUCGACGAGCUACAAUGCCUCAUCGUAGGAGACCUGACAGUCCACUGCUACAUCCGCGAAGAAGAAACAGAGGCAAGCAGAAUACUAAAUUUGGAAAUCGCAAUUCAUCCCCCCAAGUUGAUCAACGGUUUCGAGCGGCCGACAAAUUUGCUAUACUGGAAUAUGGCUCUCGGCCGUCCCCGUAUAAGCAUAAUUCCGACAAAUGAGUUGCCGUAUGUCCCCACAGGCUUCCAGCCCCUUCAGCAGUUUCAUCACACCAGGCUUCCGCUCAUUGAUAAACUGGACCUCAUGGUCUGCAAGGCCUAUACUUGCGGCAUGAGAUCCCAGGAGCAGAAUGACAAAGAUGCCGCCGACGUGGUCAAACUUAUCGAACUUAUCAAUCUCGAUCACAAUUACACUUCUCGGCAUCGUCCGACGUCUGAUCAAUUGAAGAUUCUGAAUGAUUCAAAUGAAUAUCUUGCCAAAUUUGGGAAACAAGAGAAUGAGCGUGUAUGA
This is a messenger RNA of Aspergillus neoniger CBS 115656, 654 nucleotides long. RefSeq lists its product as uncharacterized. The transcript is spliced from 5 exons. The record is from RefSeq and is a predicted model, not a curated record. Bases 1 to 654 code for a protein of 217 amino acids. NCBI's taxonomy places the organism in Eukaryota, Fungi, Ascomycota, Eurotiomycetes, Eurotiales, Aspergillaceae.